This is a messenger RNA of Schistosoma rodhaini, 3831 nucleotides long. The record is from the annotation of a GenBank genome assembly. NCBI's taxonomy places the organism in Eukaryota, Metazoa, Platyhelminthes, Trematoda, Strigeidida, Schistosomatidae.
GUUCUUCGUGAUGAUCGUGGUUCAAUACAAAUAUAUUGUGACAAAAAUUCUCUCCAAAUUCCGCAAUUUAAUUCUGAGUCUGUCCUGAUAGUGACAGGUAAAGUCCAAGCACGUCCGGAAAAAGAUGUUAACAAGGUAAUGUUAUUUGUGUUAUAUUUUAGCUUCAAGCGUAUGCCAACUGGCGAAAUCGAAAUAGUUGCUGAAAGCAUUGAAAUCCUUAGUCAUUCAUCUCCACUCUCCUUUCUUCCGAAAGAUGAGGCGAAUGUCAGUUGUUAUCCUAUGACCACUCGGUUAUUUUAAGGUCAACGAAAUGGAAAGAUUAAAAUAUCGUUACAUUGAUCUUCGUUCGUCGAAUAUGCAAAGAAACAUACGGUUUCGUUCAUCUAUCAUAUUGCAAAUGCGGAACUUUCUGUGUCAAAAUAAUGGUAUUGUAAAUAUUUUGUGAUUUACGUAUAUAGGUUUUACUGAAAUCGAAACUCCGUAUUUGUUCAAAAUUACUCCAGGGGAAAGUAUUUGUAUUAAUUUUUGACUUCUUUAGGGUGCCCGUGAGUUUGUUGUACCUACCAAGUUUCCUGGAUUAUGGUAUUGCUUACCUCAAAGCACUCAACAAUUCAAACAGCUUUAGAUGAUAAGUGUAUUUAGUAAAUAUAUGCAGGUUGCUGGAUGUUUUCGCGAUGGGACUUCUAGGUCUGACAGACAACUCGAGUUUACUUAGGUUAUCUUUCAUUCUUCCUAACUUUUGUAGUUGGACAUAGAAAUGGCAUUUAUCACUCCAGAUGAUAUUUAUGAAAUAAUUGAGAAAAUGUUGUUAUAUAUUUGGCCUACAGUUCAGAGUACUUCAGGUUAUCAGACAAUAUCGAUUGCAUUUUUGCGCAUGGAAUAUUGUGAUGCUAUGUCAUGAUAUGGAAGUGACAAACCAGAUGUACGCUUUGGUUUCUUGUUUUCAUAUUCCGCAUUGAUGGACUCACAGGAUUUGAUAUACCAAGGAAAUACUCAUCAAAUUUAAGUGCUGAAGAUUUGGACUCCUUGGAAGAUUUGGUUUUUCGUCUAACCGGUCAAAGAAUAUCAAUUUUGACAGUCCAAAAUAUCAAGUCAAACCAGUUGGACUUACUAAAUUUAUUGAAACCAACGUGUGGUGAUUUAGUUGUCUUCAUUAAAGGAAAUACAGAAAUUGAGCUAACAAUUGCCUUUCAUACUGAUUGGUUUUUGCCUACUAGUUAAAAGCAUUGGGCAUGGCACGAGUUAAAGUUGCUAAGCUUAAUGAUUCGAAGGAUGGUACCCUUUUUUCAUUUCAUUAUUUGAUCAACUAGCUUUUAUAUAACAACUACAUUCAUAUUCUCUUAGUGGUAAUUGCGUAUUUUUCGAAUGAGCAAACUACUUAAUAAACUGAUCAGUUGCUGGAGAUUAACCAGAGUUAACAAGCCUAUUUUUUGUCCUCCAAAUGCUUAACAUCAGUUAGAAAGUUACUGAGUCGGUUAAAGAAGUGUUAGUUCUCUAUUUGAAUACAUUUAUGAGGUCAACAAAGGACAAAGUUUUCACCAGAGCUUUUCUCAUUUUACAAUCAAAAUACCUUAAUGCUCUUAAAAUAUUUUACCUUACGUUAAUUCCUAUCAGGCGAAAUUUAAACAUUGCCUUUCAGAGGAGCCUACAGAUCACCAUACUUUCAUUUGCCAAUACUUUGCUUCAUCCACUUGGAUUUAAUUAUCCUUGCUCGAUCUUCAUGAAUUAUAUGCAUAUGAUUAUCUUAAGUCAUACUGUUGGAUAUAUAUGUAAUUUCACAAAGCAAUGAUAUUUUAUUGUUGGUUGUUGGAAUCGUAAUGCAUACGGUACAGGAACUCAUCUGUGUGACUUCACAACAGUCAGACUCUGGAUCCGUGAUGAGGUCUCAGAGCCUCUUAGCCUUGACCACAUUGCUUCUAUAUUAGUGUGCACUACUGUGGUAGGGUCAAUAAAAUAUCUCGUGAACGAUGACAAUGGUCGUAACCAAGUCUGGAUAGGCAUCUAUAUGCACUCCAGUCGUCCGUGUAUUUUGUGGUACCUGGUUGCACACACUCCCAUAUAAUUAGUAUCAGCUUUGUAACCUUUCAGUUUCUGAGGUUCUGAAAAUGUCACUUUUGCGAUGAUCUAUCAUCUAUACCAAAAAGCUGCCAAUAAUGUCUAAGAAACUGUUACUUACCCAAUCUUCAGUCACACUUUCUCUAUUAGGUCUGCGUUUCCGAAAGACCGUCUCAUCGAUUUUCUCGUUUCCUCCAGACGACUAAUUCAACAUCGUCAUCUUUAUUGAACAUAUGUCGCUAUAAUACUCGUACCACUGAACUGCUGAAGCUUCAGUAACAUCUUAAAAGGUUGCAUCCAGUAUUACUGGUGCACUUGUAAUUCAGUCUACAACAAUUAGCACAACCUGUCUCAAUGUCAAUCGUGAUUGACUCAAAGAAGUUCUCGUUCUUUCAGACUUCUUUCAAUAUAUUUUACAUCGAAAUAUCAUGUCGUCCAGAUAGUCUGCACACUGUUCAACAGUUAUUUGAACUCCUCAAUCAUAAAUAACAGAGGUUCUCAGUAGGCGCAUCUGUUGUAGCGGCUGAACUUUGAUGUCCUCCUUGAAAUUCGCUGUAAACUGAUUGUACGUGUACAUUACAUGUUGAAGUAUAAAUGUCUGUGACCCUAGACUCGCCUGCCCGAUUCUUAUUGGCUCAUCCAUGAAUUACAGUCUCACUAAAAUUCAUCGCACAAAUUACACCGAAUGUUGUAUUCUUCGAUUUGAGUGGGUCGUUUAUGAAUUCUUUAAUUUACAGGUAUAAUUACUAAGUUUUGAUAUUAUAAUUUUGAACAAAUUGAACAUUGGGUAGAUUGUUAUGAAUAAAAUAUUUGUAAUAUCCCAAUGGGUUGAAAAAUGAGAUUUUCUGACGUUUCGUGUCUCACUGUAAGCUUCUUCUUCAGAGAACAAAUAACCAAAUUAACAUUAACCCAUGUUUAAAUAGUACAACGGAACAACAUGAAUAUUAGGUGCGAUCAAUCAAAAAACAGUUUAUUAUGGCCAGCCAUGUCUUGUAUUUUCGUAACUGUCCAGGACGGUUUGUCUUAUCAUUGGAUUGCACUUAUUAUUAUCACCAUUUUAUUGUCUGUUUUACUGAUUGGUCCGCAUAAUUUUAUGACAACUUAUGCCCACUACUUUUUCAUCGCAUGUAUUAUAUUCCUUACUGCCUAUUUCCUUUAGGUCAAUGGAAAUCAGUGCACCACCCGUUCACUGCUGCGUCACCAGAGACAGCACAUUUCUUGUAUACUGAUCCGAGCAAAGUUAUCGGUUUACAUUACGAUUUGGUUUGUAAUGGUCAAGUGGUUGGAGGUGGUUCAAUUCGAGUACAUAAUCCUGAGGUGCAAAAGCAUAUUUUUACCGAAAUUCUUAAGGACAAUUCUUGUGAAAUGGAAUACUUUUUAACUACCCUAAAUUCAGGAGCUCCACCGCAUGGUGGGAUUGCGUUAGGUAAGUGGAUGUUAUAUCCUUACAUAGAUUCUCUCUAGGUCUUGAUCUUUUAAUUGCAAUAUUUGUAAAUGCCAAAUCAAUCAGAGAUGUAAUUGCUUUCCCAAAAGCAGCUGAUGGGAAAGAUCUCUUAUGUGGAACACCAACUAUGGUAGAUGAUGAAAUUUUAUCACAGUAUUGCAUUUCUGUUUCCAAUCUUAAUAAAAGUUGAUUCCCAACUGAUAAUUUUAACCUUUCUAAAUAGUGUUUGCUUUAGCAACAUCACAGUAGUUUGGGUAUAAUUAUUGUUAGGAAUAUUUUACCAUCAUGGUAUCCUAAUGUUUAUGAAUAUUGUAAAUAUAAUUAGAUUGUGU